AUGGCGUAUGUGGCACCAUGGCAGAUCAGCUGGGGAUCAGCUUUCCAUGCUUUUGCUCAGCCCUUUUCUAUACCUCACUCCGCUCUAAUAUGGACUCAAACUGUUAUCUCGAGCCUCAUCAGUGCACCUCUAAAUCCAUUUCUGGGCUCUUCCUUCUUUACCACAUCUUAUGUCCGUCCAGUAAAAUUUUGGGAACGAGAUUAUAAUACCAAGCGUAGUGAUGCCUCCAAUACUACUCUAGCUUCACAAAUUGAUCGUGGACCAAUGUUGGAUGAUAGCAAUCUGAACGCUGUGUUCUACGAGCAUUUGACGAGGAGCCUUCAAAAAAGCUUAGCUGGUGACUUGCAGAUGGGUAGAUGGGCUACGAGUGUGCAACCUGGCGAUUGCUUCAUUCUUGCAAGCUUUUACCUCAAUUGCCUGGUACAUAUAAUUGAGGUGGGCAACGGGUUUGUCACUUUCCAGCUACGUGGAUUAGAGUUCCGCGGCACAUAUUGUCAUCAGAGAGAGGUGGAAGCGAUAUCUGACGAUCAAACGCAAGGAACUGGCUGUUGUUGCUGUGCUCCUGGCUCAUUACCCGGAUUUCUUUCCCUGAACACUGCGUGGAGCUUGCGCUGGUUAGCUUGGGAGGUAUGUCAAGUUCAUUAUUUUGCCUAUUUUUUUCCAACUUCACAAUGA
Molecule: messenger RNA, 675 nt
Organism: Strongylus vulgaris
Lineage: Eukaryota; Metazoa; Nematoda; Chromadorea; Rhabditida; Strongylidae
Source: the annotation of a GenBank genome assembly